Molecule: messenger RNA, 1677 nt
Organism: Helianthus annuus (common sunflower)
Lineage: Eukaryota; Viridiplantae; Streptophyta; Magnoliopsida; Asterales; Asteraceae
Product: DNA-dependent metalloprotease WSS1
Exons: 4
Coding region: 278-1456 (392 amino acids)
Source: RefSeq, a predicted model, not a curated record
AAUAUGAUGCAACAAAGUUAUUGACUGAAAUUAUAAGUUGAUUAAUAGUUAAGGGACUAUAUCUGUAACAUACUGCCUUUUUUUUCUUUGCAACUUCGAACUUGGAAGGGGGAGAUGACAAGACGCAAUGGCCAAUGUUGUCAAUAACUUAUUGAUAUCGGGAAUUUCUUGGUGGGGUUGAAUUUCGAAAUCCCGCCAAGUUAACCCCAUUAUUUGAAUUCGUUUUCGAUUCUCAACUUCAUUCGUAAAAGAUUUGGGAUUUAGGGUUUGAUCGAAGAUGAACGUUGGCGAUCUUCACAAGGUCUGGGAAAUCAGAACAUUGAAGAAGAAAGUUGGAGGAGAUGAAGCCAGGAAAUUCCUUGAGAAAAUCGCCAAACAGGUCCAACCCAUCAUGCGCAAGCAUAAAUGGAGGGUCAAAGUUCUAUCCGAAAUGUGUCCGAAAAACCCUCGUCUUUUGGGUUUGAAUGUGGGACAUGGUCUUCAUGUGAAGUUGAGGCUUCGGAGACCGAAUACGGAUUGGGAUUUUUACCCUUUUGAUGAAGUUCUUGAUACAAUGUUGCAUGAGUUGUGUCAUAAUGCUAUUGGUCCUCAUAAUGUUAGUUUUUACAAGCUCUGGGAUGAUCUCAGGAAGGAAUGUGAGGAGUUGAUGAGCAAAGGGAUUUCCGGGUCAGGUGACGGGUUUGAUCUUCCAGGUAGACGCUUAGGUGGCAGUUCUCGUCAACCUCCUCUUUCGUCUCUCCGCCAGACUGCACUUGCAGCUGCACAAAAUAGGGCUCGCCAGGGAUCUCUUUUACCACCGGGACCUAAUCGGCUUGGUGGCGAUAAGUCUAUUAUGUCUGCCCUAACUCCUGUACAAGCAGCAGCAAUGGCUGCCGAAAGGAGGUUUCGAGAUGACAUAUGGUGUGGUCUAGAAGAGAUAGUAGACGAAGAUGAAACAGGCAAUGGUGGUAGCGGUGGUGGCCCACAGGAUAAAACGGUUCAAGAUAUAAAAACUUUGGUUAUGAAUGCAAAAGCUCAGAAAAGGGUUCAUCGAUCAGAUAAUGCUCAUUUAGAGUCGCAUAUUGUUGACUUGACAGAUGUUGCAUCGGUAUCCAAUUCAGCAGUUGCUAAUGACACGUCAGCUAACAAAAAAAGUCGCCAAACGGGAAGUUUUAUUGAUUUAACAAGUGAUGCUUCCACUAGUGGAUCUUCAAGUGAUCAAAAAACAGGAUGCAACGUUGAGUUGAAUGGGUGGGAGUGUAUGAUGUGCACGUUGUUGAAUCCGCCUUUAGCUCCAAUCUGCGAGCUCUGUGGGACCCACAAACCGAAAGAAAAGGAAGACAAGUAUAAGGCAUGGUCGUGUAAAUUUUGUACGCUUGAAAACGAUGUGAAGAUGGAGAAAUGUGGAGCGUGUGGACAGUGGAGAUAUUCUUAUGGUCAACCCAUAGCAACCCCAUCCCCAAAUGUUGGUACUUGAGAACGUCAUGAACUUGAAGAACUGCUUUAACAGAGUACUCUUUUCGGUUUGGAUUUGAUUUGACGGUUUUUACAGGGGAUUUUGGUUAUUCAAAGUGAUUCUGUUGCAUAUAUUAUUGGUAUAUAAACCUGCUGGUUGAUGUGAUUGUUUUCCUUCUAGUUUGUUGAAAAACAGUCAUUUUUGGGAAUUUAAAGUUUCAAAGUUUGUGCUUGACAACACUA